Molecule: messenger RNA, 1376 nt
Organism: Striga hermonthica
Lineage: Eukaryota; Viridiplantae; Streptophyta; Magnoliopsida; Lamiales; Orobanchaceae
Source: the annotation of a GenBank genome assembly
CUUACUCUGGAAUCGCACGGGGAAGACGAACAUUCUCCUAAAUCAUCCGAAGGCAGCAACCUCGAUAUGGGGGAACGACAGCAACAAGCUCCCCGUAACACUCUUCGAACUUUGGCCCAGCCGGUUAUCGGGCCAGUCACUUCAUGCAUCCGUUUGCCGGACGCUGCACGGAACUACGAGCUUAAAAUGAUUCAUUACAAUCAGUUGCCGGAAUUCCACGGGCUUCCAAGCGAGGAUCCACUCAACUUCAUCCGGGAAUUUUACAAUGUCCUCAACACUUUCCCUCUCAAUGACCUUAAUGACGAGCAGAUGAAGCUGAGGUGUUUUCCCGAGACUCUGAAAGACCGGGCCAAGGCCUGGGAUGUCAAUCAGGAUGCCUCCAUCAAGUGCAUUGAGACUCAGUUGGGCCAACUGGCCGCUCGGGUGGAUACAAUUGAGACUGAGAUGAGCAAGGACAAGCUACCUAGUCAGCAUGAGCAAGCAAAAGCUAUAACAGUUCUCAGAAGCGGGAAGGAGGUGGACAACAAGGUUCAGAUGCCCGAGCCUGAGGAUAAAGAGACUCAUUCUGAAAAGAUCGAAGAAGCAGAGUCCGGGAAGGUGACAGACGAGCCGGUGUUACAUAAAUCGCCGAAUCCGUACAAGCCGCGCAUUUCCUUUCCGGACCGACUUAGGAACGAGAAGCAAGAGAAGCAGUUCCGAGAUCUUUUCUACAUGCUCUCCAAGGUGAACGUUAACUUACCUCUGCUCGAUGUGAUUAAGAAUAUGCCAUCAUAUGGUAAGUUCUUUAAGGACUUGGUGACCAAAAAGAGGAAGUUCGAAGAUGGAGAGAAGGUGGUCGUGUAUGAGGCGGCAAGUGCUAUGCAGCACGACUUGCCCAAGAAAGAGCGAGAUCUCGGUGGUUUCAUAAUUCAGAUAGCUCUGGGGAACGGGAAGGUAGCUUCAGGGAUGCUCGACCUCGGAGCCGGAAUUAAUCUCAUGCCCUUCUCGAUUUUUCAGAGGCUUGGCCUUGGGGAUUUGAGGCCGACUCGCAUGUGCCUCCAGUUAGCAGACCGUUCCAUCAGGUACCCGAAGGGGAUAGUCGAGGAUGUUCUCGUGAAGGUUGGUAAGCUUAUCAUUCCAGUGGAUUUCGUCGUUCUAGACGUUGGGGAUGUGCACGAGAAUGGGAAGGAUCACACCAUCCUUCUCGGGAGACCUUUCAUGGCGACGACCAAUACUCUGAUUGAUGUGAAGAACGGGACCCUGAACAUGACGGUUUUAGGGGAAUCAGUGUCUAUUUCUGUCCGAGAAGCCAUGUCUUCAUCUUCUGUCAACUUCAUAGAAGAAUGUGCUUUUAUUGAUCUUGCUGAUCCCUUUGUUGAUGAGAUGGUAUUUCAGGA